UUACAGUAGAUCAUUAGCAUCUGCUAGCAGGGUUGUUCACUGGCUAUCUUAUUUUAGUUUUACGAACUAUGCAUUUAAUAUCGUCGUGAUAUUAAAUUAUGUAAUCAUGAAAGCACAGCGGAUACAAUUGUUUUGCUCUGCAAUGGGUUAAAUCGGUUUCGCUGGCAAUGCGUGGUCCUGCUGCCCACUGUCUCCCGCUGUGGUAAUGAAUUCAGUGUCCCCCACCGCGGCACAGUACCUGGGGGGCAGUAUGCAGGACGAGGGGCUGGCCCCGCGUCCUGAGCGACGGAGGACCCCGUCCUGGGAGCCCCGGGGCCACUUUGGGCACGGCGCGGGGUCGGAGCCCAUCAGGGAGGCUCCUGGAGAGCCUGACGAAGUGGACCGGCUCAAAGCCAAGCUGAUGUCCGCCUGGAACAACGUCAAAUACGGCUGGUCAGUCAAGACUAAAACCAGCUUCAACAAGACCUCCCCUCUGAUCCUGCUGGGACAGUCCUUUCUUCUCAACCAUGAAGACGAGGUGGAGCGUUUCCGGCUGGCCUUCGUGUCGCGGCUGUGGAUGACGUACCGCCGCGAGUUCCCCCAGCUGGAGGGCUCCACGCUGACCACGGACUGCGGCUGGGGCUGCAUGCUGCGCAGCGGGCAGAUGCUGCUGGCCCAGGGCCUGCUGGUGCACCUUCUCCCGCCAGGUUGGACUUGGCCGGAUGCCCAGCAGCUCACUGACGUGGACAUGGAGUUGCUGAAGCCUCGGUCUCCGUCCCGCACCGGAGGGGUUCCCGUCCCCUCCUUUCCCACCGCGCGGGCCCCAAACUCCACCCCGAGGGGCCGCAGCAGCGCUGGGGGCGAGGGCUCGAAGCGGGGCCAGAGGAGGGGUACCGAGACCAGCCGGGACAGGCAGACGGAGGCCACACACCGGCGUGUGGCAUCCUGGUUCGGGGACCAGCCCCAGGCCCCGUUCGGGGUGCACCAGCUGGUGGAGCUGGGGAGGAGCUCGGGGAAGAAGGCUGGGGACUGGUACGGCCCCUCCAUCGUGGCACACAUUCUCCGAAAAGCAGUUGGUAAGACCUCGGAGGUUCACAACCUGGCUGUGUACGUUGCUCAGGACUGUACUGUGUACAAAGAGGACGUGGUGCAGCUGUGUGACCUGUCUCUGGCCGAGGGCUCUGAGCCCAGUCCGGGGUGGAAGUCCGUCAUCCUCCUGGUGCCCGUGCGACUGGGCGGGGAGUCGCUGAACCCCUCCUACAUCGAGUGUGUGAAGAACAUCCUCAGGUUAGAGUGCUGCAUUGGGAUCAUUGGUGGUAAACCCAAACACUCACUGUUCUUCGUUGGGUUUCAGGACGAGCAGCUGCUGUAUUUGGACCCGCACUACUGUCAGGCUGUGGUGGACGUUACGCAAGCCAACUUCCCACUGGAGUCUUUUCACUGCAGCUCUCCCAGGAAGAUGAGCUUCAGCCGCAUGGACCCCAGCUGCACCAUCGGCUUCUAUGCCAAGAACCAGAAGGACUUCGAGUCCCUGUGUUCUGCUGUGAGCGAGGCUCUCUCUUCAUCCAAGGAGAAGUACCCAAUUUUUACUUUUGUGGAGGGCAAAGGGCAAGACUAUGGGCUGGAGGGCCAAAGUGGGCCCCCAGGCAACUCCCCCGCCCACAUCCUCCCCCCGGGUCGACCCAGCCGGAGUACUAAGAGGAGCAGUGUGGAUGAGUUUGUGUUCUUGUGAGCACCCUUGCAGAGGUAUCGCUCACAACCCGAAGAGAGAAACAAGAUGGCCGACAAAGGCUUCUUCUCCAAAGCAGACUGAACAAACGGCAUGGAUUUGUAUUGUCUCUCUGUGCAGCUCAAGCUAUGUUUUCUUCCUCCUUCACCCAUGCAGGUGUUACUCAUCUGUUGCAUUGGCCAUAAUUUGUAUAUUUGCUUGGGCUAGGCAAUUGGUAAGGGGUAUUGUAAGGCAACAAUUUCACAAUUCGGUUGCUUAUGAAUAUUGAGAAGUUCAUGUAGAUCAGACAUAAAGCAAUACAAUAUGAUUGGAUGUAAAACCAAUGUUGAAUAUGAAGAUUAUGUGUUUUUAAGUUUUAUGACCCAGAGAUAUGACCCUUGCUCUUUUGGUUUUAAUACAGACCCAGUGUGAAGGAAUUUAAACACUGAUGGGCACUUCACCUUUCCUGGAUUCAAUGUUUUUAAUCGCUUGUUAUUAAUUUUUAUUGUUUUUACUAAUUUAUUACAUAUCGAGCCGUUUUCAUCUGCUGCAGAUCUUUUAAAUGUUCAGGAGGUUACACACAACAAUGGAAGCAGCUCAGCCCUGUCUUGUCUUGUUUUUUUACUAGUACAUCAUAAGUCAUGAUUUAAAGUGCACACCCUAUUCACAUCUCAGUCCUGUAGUGUAACAGUGCUGCCCAUUUGCAGUGUACAGUAGCGUUACAAUUGUCGGUAUCUCACCUUUCAACACUACAAUUCAAAUGAUGGGGUAAUUGCCUCUUGCCUGAUUCUCUAUUGGCUCACUGCACAUAAUGAAUCUUCUUUCCGUGUAGACUACACUGACUUGCAAUGUCCUUGUCAAUUGGCUAGUGUACUUUUUAACUUUAUUUAUUCUUUUUUCGAUGUUGAGUGCUGUAGCAAUCAAUUUAUGUAAUUGUCCGUGUUUUAAAUUGGGCUUCUUGAACUGGUUCAUAACUCUAAUUGUGCAUUUCUAACCCCGUAAUGCACUGUGCUGUGGAAUGCAGAUGUCUCUAUACUAAAACUCACACACCGCCCUUUCAAACAAUCAGAAAUCCACACAUUGAGCUUGUGGCUCAUUUUAGCGUUUUAAAUUGUAUUUUAAUUUUUAUUGUGUCCUCUUAUUUCUGGAUGUGAGUGAGCAUGCAUCUUUUGUAGAGAAUAGUGCCAGGGUUCAGUGUCGUAUGUAUGAGUGAACCUGAGAGAAAAUAUCUUGAGUUUGAGGGAAGUUUGGAGGGGGAGGGGGAGAGAGGCACAAGAACAAGCACUACUGAGACCAGGGUAACAGUCUUAUCCCAGAACUGUCUGAAUAUUUCAGGAAUGACUUGUGGGCAUUGCAGGUCUUAAGAUGUACUGGAAAUCAAAGUAAGCUUGUUACCUCAUUUUAGGAUCUGUUGCAUCACUGACAUGAUGGGGGGGGGGAGUCUUGUUUAAAAGUAUGUAUAUGACUCCAGCUUUUUCAUGUCAAGCAUGAACAGCCAGAACCGUAUUAUUGGUCAUGUGAUAUAAUGGCCUUCAAGGGAAAUCUGCAUGCCUGACACCAUGUGAUGUGGAUAAAGGCUUCAAACGUAAAACCAUUGUUUUGUUUAAGAGGGCCACAGACAUUUUUAUUUUUAUUUUGCUCAAACCUUUACGCAUAACUUGAUAAGCAGUUGGAUAUUUAAAACUUAUAACCAUCAUUAUUUGAACCAAUUAGGUCAUGGGAAAUUUGUUGGUAAACAAGCAUCGAAUCCUUGCAUACAUAGAGUUGAGAUCCUUGAUGUAGGUACUUCAACUUGAAUUGGCUUUAAGUACAAUAGUUUGCUUUCAAAGAACUCUCUAAAUUGUAUCUUAGGUGAUAGUAUAGCAAAAGAGUCAUAUUUUCCGGAGAGAUAUAACUAAUAGUAAAAUUGAUUUGGUCUGCAGUUGAUGCAUAUGUUACCUUGAGCAAAUGAACAUUUUUUUAAAGUGCAGUUAAGGAAUCCUCUGCCUAUUUAUUUACAUGACAAAUGUGUGAAACUGCUGUAAAGACGAUGUAAUAAAUGAGUUUUUCAAACA
This is a messenger RNA of Conger conger (European conger), 3741 nucleotides long. RefSeq names its product autophagy related 4D, cysteine peptidase a (gene atg4da). The coding region runs from base 206 to 1711 and encodes 501 amino acids. The record is from RefSeq and is a predicted model, not a curated record. Lineage: Eukaryota; Metazoa; Chordata; Actinopteri; Anguilliformes; Congridae. The transcript has 11 exons. Gene Ontology annotation, molecular function: protein-phosphatidylethanolamide deconjugating activity.